Clunio marinus is the source of this 3870-nucleotide messenger RNA. The record is from the annotation of a GenBank genome assembly. Lineage: Eukaryota; Metazoa; Arthropoda; Insecta; Diptera; Chironomidae.
CAGACAGCAUACAAACUUCAAACUCAGCUCAGUACAUUGAGCAUUUGUGUCGUGUUAAGUUAGUUUCACGUUUUGUGUUCGACGCUUUUUUAUUCAAUUUUUCUUUCCUAACAAAAGUUUUUAAUUUUUUUUUGCUUUGGUGGCAAGAAAAAUAACGUGGAUCGAGUGAAAGAAAAAGGAGAGAAACGAAAAAAAACUUAUCGAAAUUGAACUUUGCGCAAUUUUGUUGUGCUUAAGCGUAAAGUGAAUUUAAUUUAUUUAGCAUUUAGUUUAUUGUGAAGUAUUUCUUUGUGAAAAAGAGAAAAUGUUUGAUGUUUUUGGCUCCGUUAAGGGUCUUUUAAAGUUAGACCAAGUCUGCAUUGACAACAACAUAUUUCGAUUGCAUUAUAAAGCGACGGUGAUUGUUUUAAUUGCCUUCUCGCUUUUAGUUACAUCGAGACAAUAUAUCGGUGACCCAAUAGAUUGCAUUGUCGAUGAGAUUCCAUUAAAUGUUAUGGACACAUAUUGUUGGAUUUAUUCAACUUUCACGAUACCCAAUCGAUUGACUGGUGUUGUUGGAAAGGACAUUGUACAACCCGGUGUAGGAUCACAUAUUGAUGGUGAAGAUGAGGUCAAAUAUCAUAAAUAUUAUCAGUGGGUGUGCUUUGUGCUAUUUUUCCAAGCCAUUUGCUUUUAUAUUCCACGAUAUUUGUGGAAGACAUGGGAAGGUGGUCGCAUCAAAAUGCUUGUCUUAGAUCUCAAUUGUCCCGUCGUCAACGAAGAGAAUAAAGAAGAACGAAAAAAGAUUCUUUUGGACUAUUUUUCGGACAAUCUUAACCGACAUAAUUUCUAUGCGUUCAGAUUCUUCAUUUGUGAGGCUCUCAACUUUAUCAAUGUUUUUGUGCAAAUCUACUUCAUGGAUUACUUUUUGGGUGGUGAAUUCUCAACUUAUGGAAGUGAUGUAUUAAGCUUCACAGAGAUGGAACCAGAAGAACGAGGUGAUCCAAUGUCACGUGUUUUUCCAAAAGUUACGAAAUGUACAUUCCAUAAAUAUGGCCCUUCGGGAAGUGUUCAGAAGUUCGAUGGGCUUUGCGUGCUUCCGCUUAACAUUGUCAACGAGAAAAUCUUUGUGUUUUUGUGGUUCUGGUUCAUCGCUUUGACGAUAUUGUCAGGUAUAUCACUUGUGUAUCGAGUAGCAGUUUGCUUUUGGCCGAAAGUUCGUCUUUAUCUGUUGCGCGCACGCAGUCGCUUGUCUUCUCAUGAAGAUGUUGAACAAAUUGCCGAUAAAUGUCAAAUUGGUGACUGGUUUAUUCUUUACCAACUUGGAAAGAACAUUGAUCCGUUGAUCUACAAAGAAGUGAUUAACGAUCUCGCAGCGAAACUGGAGGGCACUAAAUCUAUUGUGUAGAAUGAUUAUCAAAGCAAAUUCAUUUGACAAUAAUGACAUCUUUUUCUUCCUUGGUGGUUCCGUCAUGUGAAAGGGUAAGAAAAAGAUUCAUCAAGCAUUUUUACAGAAAGAACUAAUCUUCUUUCUCGUCUCAUAGUCUUUAGUAUGUUUUUAAUUUGCGAUUUUAUGAUGCAAGACACAAAAGAAAAUUCUUUUACGGAUUAGAAGGGAAGAAAAGUGCGUUUUAUCUUUGUAUGCGUUUUCCUGUUGUGGCGCAUAUUGCUAUUGAGUGUUGAUGCUUCAAACAUUAACAAAGAAUGAGAGAAGAAAAAAAAUUAUUACUGAAGACGGGCCAUAUAGCAGAGAGAAGAAAGAAGAAAAAAAAACAUGAAAAACGUUAAAUUUAAAUGCAACGUUGCCAUACAUCAAAACCAUGUUGCUUUGAAACAUUUUUUUUAUUUCGGAAACAUUAAUAUUCGUUUCUCAUAAGAUCGAAGCUACUUUCUCUCUCUCACUCUUUCUCACUUGCGACCACUCACACACGCUAGUGAAUGCCAUUUUGUGUCACACUUUGCGCUACAUAUCUUUAAAUGGUUUUAUUUAUGAUGGUGCACAAUGAUUUCUUUUUUAUUCUUAUGAACAUUUUAUUGUCAGAAUUAUAAAUCUUAUAAUAACUUCUCAAAAUAUUUAUCUUAUCUUUUAAUAAUUAAGACGCAUAUGAAGAUAAACGGCAGCUUUUCUUUUCUCAAUCGUCAUUCUUUCUUCGUGAGUAAUGAAUUUAUUAGACUUCAUUUAGACGUUCAAAAGUAAGAGAAAUAAAAAUAAAUUAUACUCGAAAAGAUUCAAAUUAGAUAAAGGAAAAAAGAAAUGAGCAAAAAUCUCACUAAUGUUUAGUCGUAGUUUCCAUGCAGUAACUUUUUCCGAAUGUAUGUUUAACAGUUUUGCAAUAGUAAGUUAUCAUAAUUCUUCUGUUUUUACAUUUUUCUUAUCACAUGUUCUCUAUUUUCAUUUCCUCCUAAAUAACUAAACUUUGUGUUUAUUAUUUGCGGAAGAAUAUUUUUAGUUCAUGAAAAUGGUUUUAAAUUUUUAUACAAUGAAAUGAACGAACAUAUCAGAUGCAAAUCGAAUUGAAAUUUAAACAAAUAUUUAUACUGGGAUCUGUGUAAAAAUUUGUAACAUGAGGGAAUAUUUUACAGGAAAAUUGUUCAAGUUUCAUUGUGUGACAGAAUUUAACAUUAUUUUCCACCAAAUUAUCAAUUUUACUUUUACCCUACAUUCCAUUUUUACAAAUUACAAAUUAAUUCAGUGCACAGUUCAAGUAAAGUCGAAAAGCAAAAGUAUUAAAGCGAGAACUUCAUAAAUUAUUAGGUAUUCCUUGCAAUGUUUAAUUCGAAAAACUUAAAAGCGGAUUUUCAUCUUUUCAAUUUUCUCAUUGACAUUCGAUUGUGUAAUCUUUACAGCCAUAACAAAAAAAUAUAUAAAUUAAAGAAAAAAUCUUUAUAACAAUAUUCCAUCUGGAGACAGGAUCUACUUACUUCUAAUUCGUUUUAGUGUCGUAAUUUGACAUAAAGUAACAAAAGUGCGUGACAUUUUCAAAAUGAUCCCAUCAAUAAACAUUUUAUACAGAUUUGAGUGUAAAAUUAGAUUAGUUUUAAGAGUUGUGAUCUUGUAAUAAUUAGUUAGUAAGCGAAUAAAUGCGAGUAUAUUUUUCGGACUCUUUUUUUAUAAGCAAGAAAAAGAAAAUUAACAAAAAAAAUAAGAAGAAUGGCGAGGAAUUAAAAUGUUAUUAGUAAAAUUUUUUAGGAUUUUCAUUUUGGCAAUUUAUAAGACAUAAAUAAUUGUAGGUGUCUGAUGUAUGAAACAUAGCAGUGAAGGUGAUCAUGCCAUUUGAUAAGAAAACAAAAAGAGUUAUGAUUUAUAUAGCAUAAAAAGUGCAAAAUAAUAAUGUUUGCCAAUUUGCCAUUUAAAGAGUAUCAUUUAAACGAUGGAAAACAUUUCACUACCUAAACUUGUGCCUUAAAAUAUUUCUAUUAUUCUUGAAAUGCACAACAAAACGCUCGCACAAAAAGAACGUCUCGAGUACAAAAAAAAUCAUAAAAGACAUUUUUAUCUUUCUGUAAUAUGAGUUCUUACAUAAAUUCAUAAAAUUCUAAUUCUGAAACGAAAUAUUUAAAUCGAAAACACAAAUAACCGCGACAACCGCGAGUUGAAUUCCAUUCCACUCAACAUGAAAUUAUCACUGAACUAACAAAUCAAAUUAAGCAAUUGAGAGACACAAUUUAGUGAUUAAAAAUAUGAAAAAAGACUCCCAGCGAAAAUAUGCAACUCUUUUUGAAAAGUUAAAAAUUAAUACAUAUUCAUCUUUGAAUAUUCUUUUGAUAUCAAAUGUUUUAAGUAUGAAGAUCUAAAUCAAAAAUGAUUGACAACAAUGCUGUAAAAAAUCUUUCAUUGCUUUAGGAACCUUAAGACAAUUUAAUAAAAACGAAUAAUAAAUAAAAAAAAAA